Messenger RNA from Striga hermonthica, 3672 nucleotides. NCBI's taxonomy places the organism in Eukaryota, Viridiplantae, Streptophyta, Magnoliopsida, Lamiales, Orobanchaceae. The record is from the annotation of a GenBank genome assembly.
AUGGUGAACGAAAGCGACCAGAAGAGUAAGAAGAAAAAUGAUAGAAACGAGCAGGCUCACAAGUCUCACAGGAUUCGAAAAUCCGGCGCUUCAGCCAAGAAAAAAUCCAAGUCGAACCCGAAUUUGGAUGAAGAUCUUUCGAAAGAACAGAAAAAGCUUCACAAUCCUAAGGCAUUUGCAUUCACUUCAACUGUGAAAGCCAAGCGUCUGCAAGCGAUAGCUACAGAGAAGGAGCAGAAAAGGCUCCAUGUCCCCACUAUUGACCGGACUACAGGAGAACCUGCUCCAUUUGUUGUUGUGGUUCAGGGACCUCCACAGGUUGGGAAGUCGUUGCUGAUUAAGUCUCUGGUAAAGCAUUACACGAAGCACAAUUUGCCUGAAGUUCGCGGGCCAAUUACUAUAGUAUCAGGUAAGCAGAGACGACUUCAAUUUGUGGAGUGCCCAAAUGAUAUUAAUGGGAUGAUAGAUUGUGCUAAAUUUGCUGAUCUAGCCCUUCUCCUCAUUGACGGAAGCUAUGGCUUUGAAAUGGAAACCUUUGAGUUCCUUAACAUAUUGCAAAAUCAUGGUUUCCCUAGAGUAAUGGGCGUCCUUACACAUUUGGACAAAUUCAAGGAUGUAAAGAAACUUAAGAAAACAAAACAGCGUCUCAAGCACCGUUUCUGGACUGAGAUCUAUGCCGGUGCAAAGUUAUUUUAUUUAUCUGGCCUUAUUCAUGGAAAGUAUACCAAACGUGAAGUACAUAACCUAGCGAGGUUUAUUUCUGUCAUGAGAUUCCCUCCUUUAUCUUGGAGACUUUCACAUCCUUACAUCUUAGUAGAUCGGUUUGAAGAUGUCACCCCCCAAGAGAAAGUUCGAACGAACAAUAAAUGUGACAGAACUGCUAUCUUAUAUGGUUAUUUGCGUGGCUGUAAUAUGAAGAAGGGAACAAAGGCACAUAUUGCUGGAGUGGGUGAUUUUUCUUUGACUGGAAUUACAGCUCUGCCUGAUCCUUGCCCUCUACCGUCAGCUGCUAAAAAGAAGGGUCUGCGAGAUAAGGAAAAGCUGUUCUAUGCACCUAUGUCAGGGUUGGGGGAUCUCCUUUAUGAUAAGGAUGCUGUCUAUAUAAAUAUAAAUGACCAUCUUGUGCAGUUUUCUAAAGAUGGAGCCAAUACCGAUGGAACAUCCAAAGGAAAAGAGCGUGAUGUUGGUGUUGAAUUGGUUAAGUCAUUACAAAACACGAAGUAUUCUGUUGACGAGAAGUUGGAACAGAGUUUCAUAUCACUAUUUGGGAAGAGACCUGAGUCGUCGUCUCAAGCUCUAAUUCGUUCAGUUUCUGCUGCUCAUGAAGAGACUGAGCGGGGUGAACCUUUGGAGCCCAUAGAGCAGUAUCAAUAUGAGAUGAAAGAUGAUGAUGAUGAACCAAAUGAAGACAUUGAUCCUGGGGAUGAAGAUGGUCUGGGAUCUUCAGAUGGAGGUAAAACUUUUGGUGAAGAAGUUGUAGAAGAUAGUUCUGAUGAGGAAGAUUUCUAUUUAUCAGGACAACACCCUCGGACUCGGAAGGCCCAAAACAACUAUAAGGAACAAAUUGAUAUCCAUGAGGGAAGGGUGAGGAGGAAAACUGUUUUCGAAAACGAAAUGGAUGUUGAUAAUUUUGAGGGUUCAGAUGAAGAUCAAGGAAGUGAUUCAGAUGAAGAUCAGGGCAGUGAUUCAGAUGAAGAUGAUCAAGAUGGUGAUUCAGAUGAAGAAGAUAAUGAAGAUGGGAGGAUGGGAAAUAUUUCCAAAUGGAAGGAAUCCUUGAAUGAUAUAACUGCCUCGAGACAGAACAUGAACCUUAUGCAACUUGUGUAUGGGAAACCUGAAUCAAAGUCUUCUAACCAGGUUGAAGACACUGGUGAAGAGGAAAGUGAGGAUGAUGAGUUCUUUAAGCCUAAAGGGGAAGGAAACAAGAAAUCAAAGGAAGAUAUAAACAGCAAUGACGUUGACACAGAUGACUGCUCGAAAUUUACAAGCACUGUGAGUCUGAGGGAUUGGACGAAUGAAAAUUUAAUUGCAAGCAUACGUGAUCGCUUUGUUACCGGAGAUUGGUCAAAGGCAUCCUUGAGAAAUCGCAUCUCUGAAGGUGCCUCGGGUGACAUUAACAAUGGCGAUGAUGAUGCAGUCUUUGGUGAAUUCGAAGACUUGGAAACGGGUCAGAAGUAUGAAAGCCAGCAUGAUGAUGCUCGCAAGGCAGAUGAUUUGGCUGCUGUGGAGAGACGACUGAAAAAACUUGCUCUUCGUGCCAAAUUUGAUGCUCAAUAUCCUUUAUAUUACAAGUUCCCUGAUGAAGGUGAAGGUGGUGAUAAUGAUGCCAAGACUACUGGUGGUCAGAGCAGUGGAGGUGGAUUCUUUGAUAAAUUGAAGGAGGAAAUUGAACUUCGUAAACAAGUAAACAUUGCCGAACUUAAUGAACUCGAUGAAGCUACUCGUAUUGAAAUAGAAGGUUACAGAACUGGGACAUAUCUUAGAAUUGAAGUUCGUGAUGUGCCCUAUGAAAUGGUUGAAAAUUUUGACCCGUGUCAUCCAAUUCUGCUUGGUGGUCUUGCUUUGGGAGAGGAAAAUGUUGGAUAUAUGCAGGCACGAUUGAAGCGCCAUAGAUGGCACAAGAAAGUAUUGAAGACUAGAGACCCUAUAAUCGUGUCUGUUGGAUGGAGACGCUAUCAGACUGUACCCAUAUAUGCCAUUGAGGAUCGCAAUGGCCGACAUCGUAUGCUAAAAUACACACCUGAGCAUAUGCAUUGUCUUGCUAUGUUUUGGGGUCCACUUGCUCCCCCUCAUACUGGGGUGGUCGCUGUCCAGAAUCUAUCAAAUAAUCAGGCUUCAUUUAGGAUUACAGCUACUGCUACAAUACUGGAGUUCAACCAUGCUGCAAAAAUAAUGAAGAAGAUUAAACUAGUUGGCCAUGCCUGUAAAAUCUUCAAGAAGACUGCUUUUAUUGAAGACAUGUUCACUUCGGAUCUUGAAGUAGCCAGGUUCGAAGGCGCAGCUAUACGAACAGUUAGUGGAAUACGUGGACAAGUGAAGAAGGCUGCAAAGGAAGAGAUUGCUAACAAGUUUAAGAAGAAAGGCGGACAUGCUAAAGAAGGCAUUGCUAGAUGCACCUUUGAGGAUAAAAUUAAAAUGGGGGACAUCGUUUUCUUACGAGCUUGGUCCCAGGUUGAAGUUCCUCAGUUUUACAAUCCUCUGACAACUGCCUUGCAGCCCCGUGAUAAGACUUGGCAGGGCAUGAAAACAGUUGCCGAACUAAGGAGGGAACAAAACCUUCCAGUGCCAGUCAACAAGGAUUCUCUUUACAAACCUAUUGAAAGGAAGCCGAAGAAGUUCAAUCCUAUAGUUAUCCCGAAGUCUCUGCAGGAGGCUCUACCAUUUGCAUCGAAACCCAAGGACAUACCUUCUAGAAGACGGCAGUCGCUUGGAAGUAGGAGAGCUGUGGUCAUGGAGCCACAUGACCGGGAAGUGCAUGCUAUGGUUCAACAUCUUCAACUUAUUAGAAAUGAAAAGAUGAAAAAGCGAAAACGCAAGGAAGCUGCAAAGAGGGAGGCACAAGAAGCGGAACGUGCAAAAGAGGAGCAAAUUUUGAAAAAGAGGCAGAGAGAUGAAAGGCGAGGAAGAUACAUUCAAGAGGAAAAACUGAAGAAGAAAAUGCGUCGAAAUUAA